Molecule: messenger RNA, 1920 nt
Organism: Nerophis ophidion (straightnose pipefish)
Lineage: Eukaryota; Metazoa; Chordata; Actinopteri; Syngnathiformes; Syngnathidae
Gene: bpgm
Product: 2,3-bisphosphoglycerate mutase
Exons: 3
Coding region: 174-950 (258 amino acids)
Biological process (GO): glycolytic process
Molecular function (GO): intramolecular phosphotransferase activity
Source: RefSeq, a predicted model, not a curated record
CGUCCAUUCUGAUUGGCUUCCCGCAGCUGUCAAUUACCAGCAUCACACAGAAGCUUGCAUGGCCGCCCAGACAUUGUCAACAUCACAAUCCAAACAUUUUCAACAUCACAAGCCGCCGUCGCAGCAACAUUCCGAGCGGCUUUAAAACCCACGAAGGGUUUGUGGUGCAGCAGAUGUCCACGUACAGACUCUUGCUCCUGAGGCAUGGCGAGGGGGCGUGGAACCGCGAGAACCGCUUUUGCAGCUGGGUGGACCAGAAGCUGAGCGAGGACGGCGUGAAGGAGGCCCGGGACUGCGGCAGACUCCUGAAGGAGCUGGGCUACAAGUUUGACGUGGUCUUCACCUCCAUCCUCAGCCGCUCCAUCCAGACGGCCUGGCUGGUGCUGGAAGCCAUGGGCCAGGAGUGGGUCCCUGUGGUCAAGUCCUGGAGGCUCAACGAGCGCCACUACGGUGCCCUGAUAGGCUUGAACCGGGGGGAAAUGGCCCUCCAGCACGGCGAGGAGAAAGUCAAAUUGUGGAGGAGGGGCUAUGACAUUACCCCGCCCCCCAUAGAGGAGCAGCACCCGUACUUCCAGGAAAUCUAUAACGAUCGCAGAUACACCACCUGCGAUGUGGAGAAGGAGAAGCUGCCCCGUGGCGAGAGCUUGAAGGAGGUGUUGCUCAGGCUGCUGCCAUACUGGGAAGGCACGGUGGUGCCAGAAAUACUGCGAGGAAGAACGCUGCUCAUUUCCGCUCAUGGAAACAGCUGCAGGGCCCUGCUCAAACACCUGGAAGGAAUAUCGGACGAGGACAUCGCCAGCGUGACUUUGCCCACGGGGAUUCCCGUCUUGCUGGAGCUGGACAAAGACCUGCGGCCCGUGAAGGCUCGCCAGCUGCUGGGAGACCAAGAGAAGAUCCAGGCUGCCAUUAAAAAGGUGGAGGAUCAGGGGAAAGCCAAGGCAAGCACUUGAAACGCACGCCAGACCUCCUGAAGUCACGCUUGUUACUGGAAAACUGUUGCUCUGACCUGCCACUGUGUGCAAGCUUCCUGUUGUUUGGUCUCUAAAUGUGCUUUAGGUACUAAAUCAUCAUUUAUUUCAUGUUGGAUGUACCGCUAGUCGUGUGUAGAUAUGUUUUGUCAUACACUUUACUGCUAGUCGUGUGUAGAAAUGUUUUGUCAUCCACUCUAAGUAGACACGUUUACAUAGUCGUCAUGCUGACAAAAUCAAGUCUUAAGAGCAGACUUGUGAUACGUCUGCUUGCCCGUGAACUCUGUUAGCUUUUCCUCAAAUAGCCCACUGGAAGAAACGAACGCCACACCUCAAAUAGACUCCUCAGGAAAAUGGUGGUCCAAUAACAGGCGGCUGUCAUUAUACCAAGUCAGACUGGCAUCUGUAAAGCUGACACAUCUCUUGAAGAGACAGAGCAGAGAUUGCUGAGGACUAUGUGAGAGUAUUUGGAUGACACUGUAUGCAUUUCCUUUGUACUUGAAAGUGGUUUGAAUGUGUUCAUAUUGUUACUGCUUCUGAUUGGAAGAAUGAAUAUUAUUUCUUUCCAAAGCCUUCAGCUUUUUUUCACCUUACGGUGCACACCUGUGCUCUUCAACGUGUUCCAAUGUGCCUGGGGUCACAGGUCAUGUUGUUAUGGCACUUAUUUGCUUGUAUCUGUUACAAAAGGCCAAAAGUCCCUCCUGAGUCUGCAGAUCUGCUGCUGCUGCUCCCACUCACAUGGACCAGGGUAACACGGGAUAUUUCAAACAUCUUCUCAAGACUUUAGUAGGAGAUGGUGUAAAAAGUCAACAUGUUUCACCACCAAAACAAUGUGUGCUUUACCUUUUAGACCCCUCCAAAACAAUCACUGUUACUUUGUCACUGAUCUGAAGUGUCGUCCAAGACUAAAUGUCAGCUUUUUGUGACCUAAUUAAAGACAUUUGAUGGAAAA